Molecule: messenger RNA, 1585 nt
Organism: Cercocebus atys (sooty mangabey)
Lineage: Eukaryota; Metazoa; Chordata; Mammalia; Primates; Cercopithecidae
Gene: ZNF850-DT
Exons: 4
Coding region: 66-386 (106 amino acids)
Source: RefSeq, a predicted model, not a curated record
UGGGGUACGACGCAGGAAAACGUGCUUCCGGUUCUCGGCGGAAGUAGCUGCAAGCGGUAGAACCGAUGGGAAAUGUAGUCCAGGGCAGAGACACGGUCAACCCAGCCACGAUGCGAGCCAAAGCAUUCUUCGCUCCAAGCCUGGUCCUGGCUGUUAGUUUGGAACUCACAUACCCAGAUGCUAACUCGCCCUCAGAAUGCAGAGAGGAUGAAACACUGAGUGGACAGUUCAAUCUGUAUAUGGGAGAUAAACUGGAGGGGAAGACGAACGGCAGGAGGGUGAAGAGGAAGCUGAAUGACCGUGCAAACACCCCCAACUCAAAUCCGGGUGGUUACCGCAGAGUGAAUAACAAUAGGUACGAUUUCGUGGAAGGCAACGUCCUUUGAAAGGGCUCCCAGAGCUUCAAGGCCCCCUCCCCUGAUGAACGAGUAAGUCAGGCAGGCCCAGCUCCACUUCACGGAUGGCAAAACUGAGGUACGAGGCGGCGAGAUGACUGGCCCGAGGCCUCGCUGAAAGAUCGGAGGCGGAGCGGAGAACCAGAAGCACCGCUUGCCUCAGGCUGAUGCUCUCAUCUCGGCUCCCCCCGCCCCUACGAUGCCGUAGAUGGCCUCCGCCCCCCGACUCACACACACACCCUCCCCCGGGAAUUGCAAGUCUCCUCGGGUUCCAAGGACGCCGUCAAACGACCAGAGGCCCCAGGCGCUCUCGCGGUGAUUUGCGCAGAGCGUUGGGAGCGUGCGUGCCUCCAGUCCAACAUGGCGGCGGCAGAGGCCGGCCCUGCGCUCCAGACUUCCUUCGGGGUCGGAGGCUUCUCCUCAGGGUCCUCGGGUAGGUGGGAAAACAGAGCAGCCCCGCCAGGCCUUUCUUGUCGCGGCCGCUGCUCACUGAAGGAGUCACCUACCCGACAAGACUAACGGCUGCGGCUGCGGCUGCGGCUGCGGCUGCGGCGCGGAGGCCCCACAGCCCGCGAGAACCAGGAAUACGAGAGCCAGGCGGCACCGUGGCCGGAGCUGUACUGAGCAAGAAAGAAGAUUUCAAAGUCCAGGCACUCCCACUCCUCCUGACAGAAAUCUACAGCCACAUCCCUGAACAUCAUCAGCUAUUGAAAGAACAAGUCCAGGGGCUCACCAGAGAAGACAGGGCAAGGUGAGGGGGAUAUCCUAGCAGAGGAAACAACAUGUGCCAGUCAAGCAAAGGUAUCUUUGUGCAUUCGAGGAACACAGAAUGAGAGGAAAGACCAGUGGCAGGUGGGGAUGUAUAAAGCAGGGAUCCUGUUAUGAAAAGCUCUAAAAAAAUAGGCUAUAGCAUUUGGACGUUAUUUCAGAAGUAAUAAGAAAGCAUUCUGCAUUUUUAAAGUAAGGUUUAAAAAUGUUUCUAAUUAAAGAUAAAACAAAGUUGGUGUGAGAGGGUAAAGACUGAUAUACACAAUCUGAGGAGUUCAUAAAAAUUCCAUGUAAAGCAUGUAGUAUGAAUUGGUCCUAGGAGACAGAGAGCUUCAGCGGCAUAGAGAACUUUAAGAACUUUUCCAAGAGUGGAGGGCUGGAGAAUAAAUUGUGAACUAAAAUAUAUUUUGUGUUUGAGAACA